CGACAGCUUACGAAACAAUGAAAUCCCCUAAUACAAUGUAAUUGUCGGCUUUUAUGUUAUCACCUCUGCGGCGUUUGGAUCAACACUAAAAAGUUUCGAAAACGCGUCGAAACACUGCAGAGUUCGAAACAAGCGGAUACUAGACAAAUAUUCGAAAGAGCGAAACUGUAAACCAGUCAAGAGAGCAUUGAGUGAUUAAAUACUCGGAUUUCUGAGGUAAGUUAUAGCGGUUUACUUACAAAUUCUCUUAUGAUUUAUUAAGUGCCUUAAUUUCACGAUCUCUAAUUUUCCAUCUUGAGCUAUAAGCGGUCUUUAACACCUACUUACUAGGAAAUGCUUGAUAAAUUGUCCUAGAGGUUUGAAGCUCACCACAUUGACGUUGACAGUUUUGGCAAAAAGUGGCCUAUAUAAUUUUCUUCAAGCGUGUUUAUCUUGUAAUCAAACAUUACGUAUUCAAUAUAGAGUACAUAUUUACAAAGUUUUACCCCAUUCUUUCUCUAAUAUCUUUUCGAAAUAGUUAUACGUGUGUAUACAUGGCUCACACAUGAAACGAGCUUCAUUUGGCAUUUUCGGCAAAAGUUUGGCGAAAAUAUUCAUCCUUGAAAAUGUAAUUCAGUUUACAAAGUCUUUAACAAGUUGCGACAAGUCACUGACAACGGCCGGUCAUUUGUUUUGCCAAAGGGGUAUUAACACUUCAAUGAACAACUGUUAUAAGCUCAGAAAUAGGUUGCCAGAAUUUUGGAUUUUGAUUUCCUUACUUGGCAUUUCAAAGAUCUCGGCCAAUUGCUGUCUGAAGGCUUGGUGAUGAGAAACUGUAAGUAGCGUAAGACCUAAUAUCAAAAUUAACUUAACACUUAAUUCACCUGCAGCGCGAAAAUGUUCCAUUACAACUAAACACGUUCGGUUCCUUUUCUAGAGUGUGCUCUCAUUAUAUUAUCAUAAACAGGAUUAAGAGUGUAACAACUGUGGAAGUCUAAGAUCUUCUUUUAUUUUGGUGAUGAAAAAGCGACGAAUCCUCGACUUCCAACAAAGAAAAUUGUUUUGUGAGAAGGCAGUUAAGCACACAUGUGACUGAAGCAAAAUAAGCGGGUGGCAAUUCGAGGUUAAGGACAACAAGCUGCGACUUACUAUUUUAGUCAUUUUGCGGACUCGAGAUGUAAUUUUUUCAUUACAUACAUGAACUCCGCAAAUAUUAAAUUGUAAGAAGAAAAGCGCAUAUGUCUCCUUUAAAAAAGAGAAAAAAAGAGCCAUAGUCCUUUCAUAGGCCGUUGUCGCACCAUCCGUUGGCUUAAAGUUUUACGGAGUGUUGCGCAAGCUCUAAGCGAAUUCACUUAAUUUUCUUAAAGGAAAACAGUUUUCUUAAACAAUUGCAAACGAGAUGUUUCGUCUUUCAAUUUUGAACUUGCGUGACUGACGUGAAAAGUCGUAUUCAUGGUGAUCUGUAUAUCGUUUAACGCUGGCACGGGUGGAAGGUUGUUACCGGUUUGAAAAUAACUUACAGGUUAGUAUUUAGGCAAAGGCUGGUUGUAGUUCUUUAAAAAAGGAAAGCUUAGGCAAAUUCAGCCGAAGUCAAGCGGUUUUUUUUGCAGUCACCUAGGGAGAGCGAAAGUGUAAAUUAAACCAUUGUCGUCGUGAUAAUUUAUUCCAGCCCGCUCUCAUGAGAUACAUUAUUGAUGCUUCAAUUUUAAUUGCCCAUUGGUUUUUCAGAGAGGAAAGAGAAAACGCAAGGGGGUUGUAACGGCUUCAAUUUCAGGCAGAUAUCUGGUGUUUUAGGUUUUUUUUCAAUUUCUUGUUUUAAUUCUUCUGGUUACAAGACUUUCUUGGUCCAUGUAUGUAUUUUUAAAUCAUUUUCGAUUUUCUCACUUAAACGCACAAUCAUUUUCUAACAAUUGGUUUUCAUCAUUUUAACGAUUGGUUUACAUCGGGUCGUGUGAAGUAGACUUCCCAAGAAUUGAUCUUUUCAAUAGCUCUUGUACGUGCUUCGAAGAUUUCACAGCAAGUGUGAAUAAACUGUCUCCAUUCCAUGCAUAUAGGUUACCGGCUUUGUUACAGUGCACUUCGUGUGUCAAUUAGAUGAUUUCCGUGCCUGAUUAAGGUUCAUUUCGUGAUAAGGACCUGUUUGCUUCGCUCGUGUUUUUGUUUAAAGCAGAAGAAUUUUAGGAUCAAUGUUCGAAAGACAGUUAUUCGCAAAAGUCACGACAACGAACAGCUGUGUCAAGCUUGGUAAAAGAUCUUAGAUCUAAAAAUUAGUAGAAACUCUUGUGACUGAAAGCGAUUUUAUUUCCUUUCGCCAAUUGCAAACGGAAGUCAAUCAUGAUAUAUAGGACUACGAAAUCCCCAAUUCUCAGGUCCUUCUAAGAAAUUCAAGACAAUAAAACUGUUAAUUUGUGUCGUGCUUCUCUUUAAGUGAAUGCAUGUGUCGUGUUCUGUUCUAAACAAUGCAACAUAAUUACGUGGGCAAAAACCAAUCAUUUAAUGUCACGUGAUUUCAAGAUGGUUACCUGCGAAACGCAUAUAUAAACUAACACCGCACAAAACAAAAUGAGAGGGAAGGGUAGCUCUUCUUCGUGUUAAAGUUUUAAAACGAUUGCUAUAUACAAAACAAAACAAAGAAAAAAUAUACUUUCAGUGUUGUUUUAUCUACCUUAGGUCACAGGAAUCUUAAGUCAGCUCAUCAUGUUUAGCUUGUCAUCAUACCUUCCUCACUCCGUUUCUCUUUCCUCACCCAAAUCCCCCUUCCCCCCCCCCCCCCCCCCCCGACAAAAGAAAGUUCAUUAACACCCACUGAUGCUUAAUGAAACCAAAUAGUUCUUGACUGGAUGCACAUUAUUAAAGCUCUGUUUCUUAAUCGGCGCCAUGGCAAAGUCUGUGUCUGCAUGGACUGCGAUUUAAAUAUCGAGGUGUGACUGAAGCAAUUCUGCGGGAAGACUUGUUGCCUGGGCGAUAAGUGCGGUAAUAUAUCUUCACAUAAUUUAGACAUGUUUCUUUAUGCCCGAUAGUUACGAAAUUGCAGUAUUUUCAAAAGGCUUCAGAAGAUAUCAUUUCCACAUGUUUGCCACAUGAAAAAAGGAUUAUUCAUCCUUCAGGUUUUCAGACUCAUGUACUCUAAGAUCUCUCAAUAUUCCAGAAGAAUGACUUUUCAAGACAAUAGUCGGCGAGCUAUUUCAAUGAAAAGGCAUCUUAUUGUAGUCUAGCAACGCGUGUAGCAACACAGCUAUAGAUAUACCGCCCGUUGUGCAAAUACUGUUUCUAGGAAUUUUACUUUUACUUUCGUUUUCGCCUUAAUUUCGUACUUGGGUUUGGUUUAGAAUGACUCAAAUCAAGAAAUUAUUAUUAUAUUAUAUUAUUAUUUCUUUGGUCUUGCCUAGAUUCAUAAUUAUAAGCCAGUCCGAAUAGUGUAUAGUCUUUAAAGAGAACUUUUGAACAUCCAUUUGCAACCAAUGUCAUUCGCUGAGGGAAUGAUGAGCAUAUCAAUUGAUCACAUCUCUUUCCUUGCAAUUUUUGCCAUGCUAUGUAUUUAAGUUUGUGGGUUGUUGUUUUUUACCAAUUCUAUUGUGUUGAGAUCAACUGACGAAUGAAUACAUAUGGACGCGCUAUUGAAAUUAUUUCUUGUCCUUGUGCUAUCUUUAAUUGAUGCUAAAAAUUCUCAUGUACCUCUUCAAAUAUAGCAUGGAGCAGGCCAGGAUGAAUAAUUUUUUUAAUGGGUAUGUGCAGUUGCUUAAAGUUCCGUAGUUCUUCUAGCACUUUUAUUUAAUUCAAUGUUCGUCGAGGGUUUCGAUCAGCGAGCACGGUUAGCAACCUACCAGAAAUGGGUGACCGCUUCAAUUGAUUUCUUUUUCUUUUUAGCUAAGUUCCUUUAGAUAAGCAGAAAUUACAUACUCGAAGUUGAAUUUCACUCAAUUAGUAAAAAAAAAAAAUAUGCUGAACAGUACCUCUAGGAUUUCAUACUUUUCAUCACAACUAGCUGCAAAAAAAAAUAAUAAAUAGAUAAAUAAAAAAAUUAAAAUGCAAUUUCGUUUCCUGAAAAAGUUCCAGAAUGGAGACGCGCUCCUUGUGAAUUCUUUGGUUUUCGACUAUCUAUAAAAGUUCAUUGUCUCCCAUUCAGAAACAGCCCUAGGCUUUGAUAUUUUCUGCUUAUUAUUUUAUUAUGGGUUAAUUAAGUUUGUGGUAAACUGAAAGGCCUCCGUGGGGUUUGUUGUAGACAUGAACAAUGGGCAAAAAUAGCACAUAUUUGAAGGACUUUGAAUCAAUAUAUGUCAUUUUCGAUCAAAGUUCACAACCCAACAAUUUAAAAUGAUUAUAUGCAAAACAUAAUACACGAUUUUAAUUAUGAUCACCUAAGGACGUACAAAAAUAGAGAACACCAGAAAAAAUUUUCAGUUGCGGUUGUAAGAAGGAUCGAGUUAUCAAAAAUUCUUAACUUAUGAUCUAGCAAGAUCAUGGCUUGAGCAUAUUGAAAAUUUUGGCGCAUAUCAACUAGUCUGUUACAUCAUCCUCUUUCAUGUUUUUAUUCGUUUUUUUCUAUCUUAACUUUUCUUAAUUAGCAAACUAUCAUUGUAUGAUUUCCCUCACGCCAGAGGUAAAUUUGUAUGUUUUAAAAAAGGCUCUUAUGGUUUCAACACUGACAGAAAAAAAAACCCUUUAGUCCUUCUGCGUUUUUGAUCUUGCAGUUUUCUGCGUUUCUCUUCUUAUCAAAACAUCAAUCAUUUCUUAUGACCACUCUAUUCGAGUAGCGUGACUUUUAUCAAUGGGCGUCUUUUAGUUAGUAGCGAGACUUUCAGUCGCCACCGUCGUCACGAUGCAAAGCAAUGUUUAACCGUCAAAACUGGUUUUGCUUGUUUAGGGCAGCAAUUGGUGAAAAGAAAAAACACUACAAUAUCUUUGUUUGUUUGCGCAUAAGAUAUUUAACUUGAGCUUUUCGUCAGAUUGAAGAAAACCUGAAACAGUUACAUAAAAAAGGGUCAAAAGUAAAAAAGAAAACAAAGCUUACAUUGCAUUCUAGGAUGAUUAUUGGUUAGACUGGUCUUAAACCGCCCUGAGUUGACAGCCGAGCUUCGUUCACUAGAAAGACGUAAUUGUCUAAUAUUGCACUUACUCAGUUAUUUUGCUAUAAAUUAAUACCUUCUCGUUUAAGGAAAUCUGGUUUAAUAUUUUCCUUGCUUUUUACAAUACUAGACCGCCUUUCACAGGUAAAUAGUUCAGGCUGGUUGUUUGAAGGAUGAAUAAUGCUAUCCACUGGAGAAAUCGCUAUCUGGUGGAUAACGCAGUAGGUUUUGUUAUCAUAUCCGCUGGAUGGCGAUUUAUCCGUUGGAUAGCGUUAUCCGCCCUUUGUACGACUGGGCCCUGAAAUAUAAAUAGGAAACCCAAUAUCUAACAGGCCUACGCUUCUGAAACUAUGGCUUGCAGCUUAAAAGGUAAACGUUCAGGUAAAUAAGUUGGAAAUUAUAUACUGUAGGUUCCACCAACCUUGUUUAACACGAGAAUGAAAACAAUAACAUCUGGAAAAAGCUUUUUUCUUCUGGAAAGAACACACUUAGGUAGCAUUCCAAAAGUUUCCCACAAUUUAUUUAAAUUUGAUUUAAAAGGUUUGGGAUUGUUUGUGCAAGCUAAUUUUGAAUCAUGCUUCUCCUUACGAGAGAGAACCUUUGAUGGAUAGAACCAAAGCAUCGAUCUGAGCCAACAUUCCUCCAACAUUCCUUCAACUUUGCUUUCUACUCAUGUUUCUAUUCUCUUUCUACAAUGCAUCUUUCUUAGUUUAGUAUAUUUUUGGCCUAAGAAUUAAAGAAAAUCGCCAAAAUUCUACCAGCUUAAGUAAAUCAGUUGUAAAUCCCAUAACUCAUCAGCUUGAUGAUUCCUAGUUAAUCUAUAGCCCAAACCGAAAUUUGGACUGACUUGCUCUUUCUUCAGUGCAAAUUUUUAUUUAUUUAUUUUUAGUUCAGCAUAUUUUUGGCCUGAGAAUUAAGGAAAAUCGCUAGCAUUCUACCAGCUUAAAUACAUCAGUUGUUAAUCCUAUGAGUCACUAGUUAAUCUAAAGCCCAAACCGGCCGAAAUUUGGACUGACUUGCACUGCUAAGCGAAUUUCACGGAUUACGGCGGCUCUGAGGCUUCUUUACAAAGUAACAAGCCGGGAUGCCAUCGGAAUACGUGAGUUAUUGAAAGAGGGAAUGACCCCAUAACUCAUUGAAACACUGCCUACAAUAAAAUGGUCGCCAAGUGUACUAUGCAAUCAUUUUCGAAAGGACGGGUCUUUUGUUCUGUAGCAGACUACUCUAUUAAACUGGCGCUGUCAAACAAUGAGAGACAACAAUCAUUGUGUCGUGCUGAGCCUGUGAAACAAGGGGAGGAUUGAAAUCCCGGUGCUAGGCUAACUUGUGCACGUGCGCUUCCAAUAUCAUGGGCAACAGAACCUAAACAAUUUCAAUUUUUGUGAGUUUUUAAGACUAAUUUUUUCACUGUUAUACCGAGUAAGCAACAAUCUGCUAUGAAAACAAACUACAUUUCCGUGUCGCCAUGAUGACAUCUUCAUGACAAGAGAAUUGUCAGAAAUUGUUCAUUGAAGAUUAAUUAGAUAAUUACGCAAUACCACGCUGGCUAAUGCUUUGGCUAAAAUUGAAUUCUGUUGGGCAGUAAGAGAUGGUUUCAACUCCUUAAUUAGCAAAUUUAACGAAACAACAAUGUCUAUGAUGAUGAACUGUUUUUCUACCUCCUUCAGCGGGUAACCAAGAGUUUUACUCUAUCGCGCAUGCCAAUAGAAGAUGAUCGACUAGCUUUUGGAAGACAAAUCCCUCUUAAUUUUAAGAUUAAACGUUUCUCAAGGGUAAAACGUAAAAUAUGUAUCAACCUCUAAUAAUCCAAUCUCUCUUCUGCGGCAAGUGAAGCACUCCAGUUGGUUUAACCUUGACAAUCAUGUGAGGUCAGAUUUAAGGGCUUGAAAUGAAUUAAAACUGCACCAAUAUCUUAAAAUGAAAUUGGCUGGGGAGAGUGUUGAUUUCAAUAGACGAACCUUGUCUUAAAACUUGUAACCUAUGGCGAACAAUUUACUCUGUUUCGAAGAGCGCCUAACAACUGAUAUCACCUCUACCUCGGAAACCGACCUCUUGGUCAAGCACUUCCAUAAUUUUAGGUGUCACGGUAAGCAUAACUCAUAUUUUGCAAUUUGGUCAUCCUGCCUCUAAACACGUUUCAGUAACCUUGAAACACAAAUUAGGUGAAAAGUGUUAAAGGAUGAUUUUACUUACAUACUUGUUUACUUUUGUUCCUACUCGAUCCAAAUAAUUCCGCUUGCGAUGCCUCCUUUUUGAGAUAUCGGCCGAGCUUCUUUAAUGUCCCUUUUCCUGAGGUUGCAGCGAUUAAUCAGACCCACGAAUGAGAGAUCGUUUGAAAAAAAUAAACAAGCCAAUUUUACUAUUUGGCCGUCCUUAGAAACCCACCCGCUGAAAAUAAAUAUAGCAACUAACUUAUCAAAACACUUAGAAUGUUUAACCGAAAAUUAAUCGUAGCGGAGAGUCACAAGGGAAUAGGCCAGUACAUCCAAGGAAAGGAUGCGAAUACUUAGGUUACACAGAGUUUAAUGCCCAGCCUAGGAUCAUCUAGUUUAGUACGUAAGUCAGUAUUGAAUGAAAGUACUCUUCAGUAUGUGGCUUUUUUAUGAAAAAAAAAAGCGAUUCAUGAGAGCUUCAUUCGCAAUCUAAAAGUCUAUAAAAUUACUCCGUAUUUUUUAACAAUGAAUAAAAUGCAGGCUUAUAUAUAUUUUUGCUCUAAGGUAAUUCAAGAAAGACUUGUAAAAUGAGAACGAUCUCGUCUUGAAAACAACAAUCAAUCUCAAGUAGAAAAGGAAAAAAGGAAAAAACGCUAAAGUAUGAAAUUGCUUAGUAUCUUCAGUGAAUGAAUAAAGAGAGGCUUUUCUUGAUUCUAAGUUUACUUUGAUAGUUGUUUGAUUUCUAUUUCCUUUUUACUCUCUCUCUCAUGCUUUCUCUCUUUUUUAUUGCAAAAUAUAUGACAGUUUAGAAAAUUUUUCCAAAGAUUUUACUUGGCACCAAGCAGAGAAUUUCAGAUAUGUAUACACGAAUUUUUUUUUGAUAUUUUGCUUAAAUAACGGUCACUCGUUUGAACAGUUUACCCAUUAAAAAUGACAUUAAAUAAGGAGACUAAAAAUAUGAAUUUGAUGUGAGCGUUUCAUAUUCAAAAAAAGGGGGUUAAAAUGUUUAAUUAUUCUGUCAAAGAUCUUCAGUCACAACCAACAAUGCACAGUGCAAAGAUAUCACUGUUGUUUUCAAUAUAUAAAUUAACUUUACAUCAUUCAUAGAAAGGUUCGAAUCAACAGGAUAUACACGAGAAAAGGCGGGGAAUCUAUCCUGGGAGUUUUUCUUUGAAUUGAAAUUAUUAAUUAUGACUUUACACUAAAAGCUCGUGUCCUUUUGAUGUAAAAGAAACACAUGCUUUCUUUUAAGUUUCUCUACAGAGACCAAAACGUGAUCCACCCAUUAAGCUAAUAUGAAAAGAUUGUUUGUGAGUCGAUUUUUCUUUAUUUGUAGAUCCAACGAUAAGUGAGAUUUUCAAAUUCCAGUUCCUUUAGGGUAGGAACUGGGUCUGAAAAGUAGCCCUCGAGACGUCUCUUGAUUCUAUUUUCUAUGAGCGCAUUACCAUUCAUUUACUUUCAUUUUGGUGCGGGUCAUUAAUAAUCUGCUGAGUUAACUAUUAUUUUCAAAAUCCUGAAAAAUUGAUUUUAUCUCUUCAAGACCCCUGCGGAGUUUUCCAAGGGUCGAAACUCUGUAAAUCACUUUUUUACAUUAUCACAGAAGAACCUCCAUUUAAAUCAUCGUGCAUUAUAUGUCCUUGUAAAGGCCUUUUUCUAAUCUCCACUUUCCUAUCAGAUUAAACCCUGUUUUAAAAAAAAAUUAAGGUACAGCCGCAACACCUGAAAGAUCUUAAACAAACUCUUUGACAGCUCUAGUCCCCCACAGAGUUUGUCUGCAUCCUACACUACUUCAUUAGGAUCAUUGUUAAAAAACUUAUUUUCCUCUUUACAACACCUGAAAAGAGUUAAACAAGUUUUGCAUUCUCGUGUGGACUCCUAUUGAGUUGUAAAGCUGGCUGAGUGAUAAACUACAAUUUUUGGUAUGACGUUAGAUCUAACAAUAAAACCUAAACACAGCACGUACGAAAAGUGAACCGUGCUCGGGACAUCACCUGGAUCUAAAACUAAUCCAAAAAGUUGACCAAGAGGCACCCAACCUGGAAAUUCACUGUUUUAGUACAAAAACGUGAUUAAGAUUAUCUUUUACCGUCGACUCUUUAUUAAACUGCUUAUCAACAAAACCAAUAUCUCUAUUGCACUGAGAGUUUUUGCUAUUAACAACUUUUAUUUGCUGGGUAACAACCAGGUGUCUCAACAAAAAUUGAUAUAUUUAACAUACAUAACGUUUUUCCUCUUUGUUAAGAAUAACUGAGAGUACCACAGGGAACUGUCUCCAUUAGCAGCCUCUAAAUAGAUGGCCUAUGUUUCGUCAGUAAACAUUUCAUAUCUUGAAAGCAUUAGUGUGGCAUUGCCAUAACAAGACAAAGCUGAUGACUCAAAAGUGAAACCUGUUAACAAAUCCUACAUUAUGGACACCAUAUCGUGUUUCAAAACAUAUAUUUAAAACGACUCAUUAACAAUUAAUUUGUUGUUUGUAAAAGAGACUGCUUAAGGAAUUUGAAAUCACCAGACAAGAGAAUACUUCUCGAUUUCACUCAGAAACGAAAUUAUUCUUUUAGAUGUAUGUUCUUUUCUUUUACAUACUCAUAAGCUGCAAGUUUUUCAAAGCCAAAACGAGUGACUUUGAAUUUGGAAUUUAAACUCAAAAUCUUGUUUUUAUUAUUAUUUGUCAUUAAAACGAGAUAGCGGUGCGUAUAAGCUUUUAAUAUGACAUGAAACAAAAAUAGACCAAAAGUAGAAAGCACAAGGUAUUUCCAAACAGUGUGACAUAAUCCAGUGAAAAAUGUUAAUGUAUUGUCUGUUACCUCACGCUAUUAAAUUUUCCCUUGCAAUAAAUGACAAAUUCCGUCCGAGAAAAAAGAUAUAUAUAUAUAUUUUAAAUUUUUCUUUCCAAUUUGAUAUUUUGGUUACCUAACUAGUUGUUUUAAAUUAUUUGGGAAAACUUCAGUUUAAAAAAAUAUUGUUUCGUCAGUGACUUAAAAGUUUUUUCGUAAUCAUUUUUCAUCAAAUGGAACAAUUGAUUUAUCAUACAGUGAUGUUUAAAAGAUAUGCUUCUUUAUUCAUUUGGAACGAGUGCCUUGUGUGAAAAUGAAUGGAGAUGAGACCGUUAUCAUUCUCAUUUCUGGCUGACGAUGAGUAUUUGGAGAGCUUCUCGAUGAAUUUCAUUUCCUAGACUCAGGAUGUCACAAAAAUAUCACUCACCAAAUGCUUUCUUCAUUGUUUGCACGGUAAAUUUCAAGGGAGAUAACCAACAAAUAUGAGAUUUUCCAUCGACAAAAGAGCUUUCGAAAAUUACUUUUCUUUGUCGUAAUUGCAUAAUUGCACAUGAACUUUUACUGCUGCCGUCUUAGUGUCGCCUUUCAGCGCUUUGUUGGCUUGGAAAAUUACCUUAAUUAACCCUGACUCACACAAGAAGCAAUAACUGGAUGGUCAUUUGAAAGGUUUAUGGAAACUCCUCAAUACCUGAGUGAUUUCAAGUGUGUUUUGUACUUUCAAAAUAAACUUUCAGCGGUAAUUUUUCUUUUCCACUCGAAGUUGUUAAAAAGUUUAAUUAAUCAAAUGAAUCUUGAUCAAUUUGGGGGGAAAAUCCUUUUUUUUUUUCUGUAUGUUUUGUUAAACGAAAGUUUGCCGGUGAAGCGAUAUUAUGUGAUCCAGGCGAAUGGUCUUUUCUUGUCAGUUAGACACCUGCGCCACAGCGGGGCAAAGGAGAUAUUUUCUGCGCGCGUCAUUUUCUUUAAUAAUAGUCUUUGACACAUGUGUCAUUUGAACCUGUAGAAAAGAGCAAAUAAAAAGAUUCUUAUCAAAAUGCUGGUAUACAGAUUUUGAGCAAUUUUGGAAUCACUGAACAAUUUUGUACCGAAGUGUUAACUAUCGGAUUCAAUAAUUUAGCGCUUUCUGUCACAGUUAGUGAAGUAAGUCGAUAUAAAUCAUUUCACGUAACGGCUGUAUAACUCACGGUAUGCCACCUUUAGCGAAAGAACAAAACUCUUUUGUGAAAAAGGAGUAGUUAUUUGCCUCGAACUUUAAAGUACACAGACUGGUAGCUGCUUCAAAUUAGGAUACCCGCUAUGUUAACACUUGACCGAAUGUGUUCAUAUACUUAACAUUUUCCACCCACAAACAUGAUGAUACAAGGUUGACUCAUGUCAGAACUUGAUACUUUAGGUAAGGAUGUUCUACGUAAUCAAGUAAAAGCUUCAGUUUUCUUUCAGUGCGUUCAAGACAUUAUAUUCCAUUCAAGAUUGUAAAAUAGCACGAGCCAAUUGUGACACAACUUCAUUCCAGUCACAUCUAUACAGUCGUGAAAAGCUAUUUCUUAAACUAUCUUGAAAUCAAGGAUACUAAAAAAAAUUAUCUAUGGUUUUAAAUCAGGCAAAAUCUAGGCCGUUUUAAUUUGUAGCUAUAUUGGAUUUAAGUCAGAUGAGUUGGCGACUAAUAAUUGUACGCUGGCUUACGUGAUAACAUGCAACUCACGUUCUCAUUGGACACGCACAGUCCCGCGCCGUGAGUGGUCGAACAAGAAACACAAUGAAACCCUUUUAACAUAAUGUAAUUGACAGUUGUAUUGUCUGUUCUUUGUUUGGUAUUUUAGUAACCUAUGUAGUAAGUAAAACGUGUUUCUACUUAUAACACUUCAGGUGGCGUUGGUCAGGGUUUCAUAAAACACAUAACGAACACGCUGAAUAGUGGGACGACGGGCCGAGCACAACUAGGCUUAUCAUCGAGUUUCAGGUAAGAAAGAAGCGUUUUGAUUUUUAACUUUUAAGUAGUGGUUCUCCAGAUCGCACACCUUAUUUCUCGCUUGUAAGAGGUUACACAUGAAUAUUUAAGUUUGCAGCGUUGUUACCAAAAGUUUGUUCUCCUUUCGAAUAACAAUUCGACGUAAUCCAAACUCGAUUUCUGCCCUUUUCUUCACGGUAAAGAUGAUUGUACGUGUUGUCCAGACUCUAAGGACUCGACCAGCUAAAUGGUUGUAGAGAUGAAGGAAAAAAGUUUUGACCAUUUGAGUAAAAGCUUUAUUUGUAAUUUAAGUUCACCCUGAGGACAUAAAAGUCAUGAUUUUUGUCAUAAAAGUCAUGUUAUGUCAUCGAACCAAUCUCCCCAGAUUUAGCGACAAGAAAAAUUUUUGGUUAUAUCGUGUAGACGGCCUCACGAAGGAGUAGCUUUCAAAAUAUUUUUACAUAGAAAUAUUUAUUUUCGUGACUUUUGGUUGCGCUUUGAUCUGUCUGUUUAACCUUGAAGUGUACUCUUUUGUAUAAUGUUACGGUAAAAAGUAAUGGAAUAUUCUGGCGGGCAGAUUGUUGAAUGUGUACACUUAAAAUAGCUGCUAUUUUUAGCCAAGAUGGCAUGAAAUGAUGAGCACGCGAAUUUUUGGAAAGAUACUUCUGGGCCAGCGUUGUCAGGUUUGGUUAAAACAAUGUUUUUCUAAAUAGGUGUCCGUUACUUUAGAAUAAAUUAUUCACAGAUCGACCGUUCUAUUUUGGUUUUGCUGCCGCGAGGAGAAAAAAAAUGACGUUCUAUUUUUGUAACAGGCUUGAAUUGAUAAGUAAUCGAAGACGUUCUUACAAAAAAAAAGCACGAUAAGCAACUUCCGACUAAAUUGUACAGUACAGCUACGCAAUGCGAACCUAUGCGGCGAUUCAUUUGUAUGCAUUUGUUUCGAGCAGUAAUAAUACAUUGUUGCGAUAUGGCGUUGUAUCUAGAGAUGUGUUUUUGUAGUGAACAAUGGGACGUCAACAACAUAGAACCUAUCAUAGGUUUUUAUUUGUCAGAAGUCGGUUUGCGCUGCAGCUAAACGCCUUAAAAAGUUGAUUAGGCUUGUAGAUGGUUGUUAUCUUUUAUAGUCAAAAGGAUCUUUGUUAGUAGUGUGCGUUGCUUCAUUUUCACGUUUUCUAAACAGGUGAGCAAAGUCCGUAAAAUCUGUGGCUAUUUUGUGAUCGCGUGUGUGUACACUUGCACAUCGCGUGGUCUGAAGUGCGUGUUCGCUCAUACGUGACCACUCCUGAACGCAAUCGAUUAGACCGAACACAUUGACGGCGGCUGGGAUAGUCACACGCGCCCGAAAAUUCUUAUUUCAUCGCCAUUAAACGACAGCAGUUUUAGCUAUGCGAAAAGAGUAUCAGCUCGACAAAAGCGGAGACCAUUUUGUCCGCAAGAUACAACUCACAGCUGGUACUGUUUUAUUACACGAAGAAGAGUUUUAAUGUUCAUUCUUUCUGGCUGGAAGCCUAUUCAAACUUACUCGGUUGGGUACCACUGAAGACAUUGUUUAAACAUCAUGUUUGCAACUUAAACCAUGAAACUAGCAGUAAUCUUACAAGGUGAUAAAAGCUAUGCUCCGAUUCAUCGCAUUGAAUUAGACUGUUUAUCAUUCAAAUACCGCAGCCUCAGUACGUGAGCAAUCGGCAAUGCUUAGGACAUCAUGGGUCAAACCCUAAGAUUACGAGGGUGUUGGCUAAACGCCCGAAAAAUUCAAACCGGAUCUUUUGGGGAGUAGUUGCUUUUUUUUCCCUUCCCUUGACUGAUAGCGUGUGACUCACAUGCCUAAGAAAAAUAAAGUAAACAAGCAGUGCCAAGAAGUGUAAACAUUGACUUAGUUGAUUAGCUGUCAGACACUUGGUUAAGUAGGAGAUAUUACUAGUCAGCUUAAAUCUGUCGAAAUAUUCUAUAUACGUGAUACUACAGUUUGAGAAAGAGCAUCACUUACGCUAACUAUCUAAUAUAAUACUCAAUGGUCUCCUUUACAACACGAGUGGAAUAUUUUCGGAGUAUAACCCGUUGCUCGGUUACAUAAACUUCCUCUAAUGUAACAAAAACGACUCUACAAUAUUGUUUCUUUUCUUCCUAAAACUUAGAGCUUUUAUUAACAAAUUUUCUUUAUCUUUUCUUGUACCCUGGAGGCAGCAUUUCUCAUUUGUGAGUCAAAUUUUUGGUCAACCAUUGAAUCGACGCUAAAAUCAAGUCAUAAGUGAUUUUAACUGUUUACAUUAGCCGGCGCGUUGAGUAACGAUUUCAGUUUACCGUUGUAACGUUUCCUUUCCUUUUCAUCUGAGCCUGAAAAAAAGAUUCAAGAGAGAAAUCAUGCCCUGUUAUUCUGUUAUUUAAUACAGAGUCAAAGUAACUCCAUAUGCUAAAACACAAUAGGCUUUAGGACUCCGCUGCAUGCAGAGGAAAUGAUAUUCAAAGAUAUAGGAUAAAAUGGUGUAAUUAGUGUUCGGUGAGAAACAAGCCUUUGUGGUAGCUCGCCGUCAUCAAAACUCAAGGAAUAGUACUUCUGUACAUGUUUCUUCGCAAUAAAAGGAGUAUUUUUUCGCUUUUGUGUUUUCACGUCGACAUUUCUCUGCUCCUUACAGUUUGAAAAUCUUUAUUUUGUGUGGAAUUAAAACAAGUCAUUAAAGAGAUUUUCAGAAUUAGCAUUGCAUGAUUUUAACAAGAACGCCCGAUUUAAAUUCGGGGGAAUUUACAAGUCAAAACCCCAAAAAUGUCUCUCUACAUAAGCCUGUUAUCAUCGCCAUGUUAAUUAGGUUGUGAUGAAAGUUUUUAGCGACAUCGAAACCCCAGAUGAAGCGAAGUCUGAUGGAGUCACGGCAGUUUUUUUCUAAGAAUUUUCUUUCUGUAUUUUCAUUUCACAUGUAAGGCCACACGAACUGAAUAUAUCAGAAUCACCACUAACGCUAGUAAUUUUAAUCAAAGACACAUUGAUGUAAUGUCAGGACUUGUGCUUUCACGCUGAAACAGGGAUGUUUAGUAGAAAACAGAGAUUUAAAAAGUUGUUUAGAAUCAUGAAAAGAAUACCUCCUCUGUGAAAAACAUUUAAAUCAGCGCAAAUGGUGUUGAUUUCGGAAACAGGUUGUCGACAGUUGUUUAAAUAAUUGUUUGAGACUUACCCAUUUUUUGUCAUAUCACACUGCAUUAAUUCAAGUAGUUUACGAAUGAAAUUAAGCGUUUGAACAACAAAACCAAGAAAUACUUAUUCGCGUCAUGAAGGAGGCAAUAUUGUCUGAGCGAGUUUAAUUUUCUCGGUGAUGAAAAGUGUGUGCCUCUUUUAACAUUUCAAUCUUGUUUUAGAUUUGUCAAACGAACGUUUAUGAACAACAAUAGAAAAUGCACAUCUGGUUUUGUUUUUUAACUUCGUGAAGUCUAAAACAGUUGGCGACGCGAAAACAGGAUUCGCUCGGAUUAAGACUGAAAUCUUUCCAACCCGGUUGUUUUCUCCGACGAAAUUUCGCGUAUAUCUCUGGAUUAGACCCGAGGCUAAAUAUACUCGGGGAGUCUUGCAUCGCCUUCUCGACUUAUCAAAUCUUGUUUUUGUAGUGUUAACUUCGGUGAUUGCAGUCAGUGAUUUUUGGUGAGAUAAAAGGUCGUGUCAGAUCGAACAGCUCUCACUGACCAAUUGUCACGGCUGCAAAUGUAUCAUGGCUGAGAUAAGAUACCCGCGCCGCGGAGUUCGAGAAAACAUUUCGUAUUUUCUUCUCGAUUUUUCCGAUUUAUUCUUCGGUCUCCUUCGAGUACCGCAGGAAAGCUAUUCCAUCCCUCAUUAUAUGCAUAAAUUAUUGCCCUCAGACCAAGAGGAAUAGUGACUCACUCCUCAACAUUAAGAAUGAAACAUUUCCCAAGAAAAUAUGCGAAAAAUUAUGAACUCUGAAGUUGUCUACGACUGGAGAGAUUUUUGAGCUUCAGUCGCUAAGUAGAUUUAGCGUAUUUAGCGCCAAAUGUAUCUGUAAUCAUCGCGAAAAUAUUUUUAAAUCUUAAAAAUUUACGUACUGUGUUUGAAACCGAUCUACUGUAAAAACAACCGUUUCCGAUACACGUAGUUUAAUGCUCCAAAAACCAUUUUAUCACGUUUAAAUGAUCCAGUCGUUUUUCGCAGGAAACAGGAAAAAAUUAGCUGCGAAACUGCCGAUUGAGCACUUCAUUUUUUCUGCUUUUCUUAAUCUUCGCAUACUUGACGGUGUUCAACAACUAAGAAAAGUAGCAAUCCUAGUUCGAGCACGAACGAGAAAGCUAAUUUGUAGCUUACAUGCAUUUUCCAGAGCUCAAAAGGCUUUUGAGGUGUAACUGAGUCGUUCAAUGACUUUUAACUUUAGAACUGUAAGAGCGACCUUUGGAUCAGAGUGAAGUAGACAUAUAUAACUGAAAUGCCAUAUUUAAAUUUACGUUGUCUAAAAAACAGUUAAAAGCUACUUCAUCAUCUGGUGAAGUCUUGGUUAUACCUUUCAACUUGUGAUCGAUAAGUUAUUGCGGAUUUUCAUAGUUUUGUUGCCAGUAUAAAUUCCCGUCUGUAUUAUAUCAUUGGGACAAUCUUCAGCCCGUCAAGUGACCUUUUGAAAACAUUUUUUACACGCUUUACAGUAUAUUUUCUAUGUACAGCCAACAUUGGAAAUGUUUGGUAUUUUAGCGACGUGCUUUAACACAUACCAAAAUCUUAAAAUACAUUUAAUGAUAGAAAUAUAGCAAUUCCCAAAAUAAGAAUUACGACCUUCGAGUGAAGAAAAUAACGGAUGUACGAUUUUCCUAGAACUGAUGACAUUUACACUUCUUUUUCCUGCGUUUGUUUAUGUAAUUUCUGAGAAGUGAAAAGUGUUUAACAUGUAAGCACUAUUUAUAGAGGCCAAAUAUUGCUUAUCUUACCCUCAGUCAUUUGCCUGUAACAAUAAUCUGGAAGGAAUUCAAUCAAAGAUUAGCUGAUCUUUGCAUAACAUGUCGCAGAAGAGCUAGCUAUUUUAUCUUCGGCGUGAUUCGACUCCGUCUUGAUAUGGCUCAUUUGGUUUUGCGAGAAAUCGUCCAGUUUCCUAACAAAUCAAAUGCAUUAUUGGCAUUCAAAACCCCAUGAGGAGAGUCUAUAUAUGUGUUUUAAAAGAAUGAGGCCGUCGAAGAUGAUAAAACAAACAAAGACAGUGACACUAUCAAAACACUUUAAGAGGUCAUGCCUGUUUCGGCCAUUCAGAAAAAAACGUCGUCUCGGUAAAACUAUCAAAUUCAGUCGAUCUUUUAAGCCUCUAUUAACGAUAAAAAUAAUUCAGAUCUUUCUUAAUAUAGCACUUAUGAACUCGAACUUUUCACAAAUUACAGUUCAGUUAAUCUCUUCUAACAAACUGCAGCCGGUCGAGGUUAGAAAGCGAAAGUCACAAAUGAUUACGGGUCCUUUGCCGCCAUUUUGGAACGCGAUUGUUUUCGAUUUCAUAGAUCACUUUUCAGUUCUUCUUAAAGUUUAGUGGAUAUGUCCUUCGCUAAAAAUGGUAAAAAUUUGUUCAUUUAUCAGUUCAACUGUUUUUUUUCUAGAUGAUUAUGCAUAAGUUACAUACGAUACAUGUAUUUUGAUUCUUGCUAACAAAAAACGCAUUCCUAGCUAAAUUUGAUCCGAAAUUUUAUUGGAAAGAGGAUUAAGUCGAACAUUUAAGACGACAUUUCAUUCGAACAGGACAGCCAAAUGCUUGCUUUAUCCGGUGAAUUUUAGAGCCAAGCAUAAAAAAUACGGUUAGAAAUUAUUUCUAAUUGUGACAAUUUUAGUUUUGGACAGUUAGAAUAGCAAAUGGGUUUUAAAAGCUAGUUAAUCACUUCUCUUUAUUGUGGUUUCGCUAGGAGUUGAUUACUUCAAGGCCUUAGAGCCUCGCCAAAUGUAUUUUCCAGACGAGUAUUUCACUUUUCGAACCGGAACGUAACUAUUAAAUGUGGUAGUAAAUCUCGUAGUCUCCGUCGUUUCACAUGUUGAAUUGAAUGGAUCUUAUUUUGUACGAAGCUUGUGUCAGACUGAGGCUGAAAAAUUUUGAGUUUCAAAGUUUCCAGCUUAACCAGUUAGGGGGCGGCUCUUGAAACAGGUGAACUUCAGUGAAAUGAUCCUGGGGAGAUGUGAAAAAAAAGAUUCCAUAAACAACUAAGUAAGAAUAAUAAAGGAUGUUCCAUAUUCUGUAUCGGACCAUUUAACACGCUAUAAUUGAAAAAACGGCGCUUUUACUUUUGUGUUUUAAUUAAGCUCUUGGCGACAGACAUCUGCACUCCUUUGUAUAUGUUGUAAAUUACGACAAAAAGAACAUCUUCGUCUACUUGAUGCAAAUAAUAGUCGAACGAAUUUAAAUGUUGGCAAACAGUGUUUGGUGACAUAGCUUGCUGGAAUCAUCUUAUAGUAUGAGUCAUGAGUUGUAAAUACAGAUGACAAACAAUAUUAAUGUUGCGCUUAAUUUACAACGAAUAUGUCUUGAUUUGUAACUUUGUGGAGCUAAAUUUUUUUGUUUAUCCCAGAAGAGCUCGCAUCCGUUCAAGACUUUGAAGCAAAAGAAGUCAAAAUUGUUUCCUUCUUCCUGAAAAGAUUGGCAAUCGAGACUUUUUGUUCAUCCCUCUUCCUACAAUAAAAUACCUACUUGUAGGUUUUGAAAGCUCUUGCACAUAGUCUUCCGGCUUAAACCCAAAGCACAGCGCUUUUAAUAUCAAGGCACUUUGAACAGAUGGUAAAUGAAAGGCCAUUAAAAUCAGCUAACUGCAAACGUUUCAUGGCGAGGAAACGAGAUUGUACCAAUUUUACUCGAAUCUCUCCCAACAACGCAAAUAACAAGUAACUCCGACGUAUCCUCAGGGCUUGUUUUUGUAAUAAAAUCGGGUUUUUCCAAGGCUAAGUAGCUGAUUCUAAAAGUCCAUUAGAACAGGCUGCGUAAUCGUUUGUAAAAAUUAGCCACUUGAAAAUCGUAGCAUUUAAAGUGCAAAUUAUACGCUUUUUUUGGAAUAAAACGAGAUUUGUCAUGCCAAACUUAGUUUUUUAUUUUAUUUAAAACUGAGAAUGUUUUCAUUAGAAGGAUCCCUUUUGGAAAGAAAUUUGCGUUUCCUUAGAAGAGUACAACAGACGUUAUUAUAUACCUCUUUGGAAAGAUUUAGAGCACUUACGUCACCUUGAAAUCUCCUUUUUAAUCAAUUAGUUUAGAUAUAUGUCGCAUUUUAGACGGAGCUUGGUUCGUAACAGGCCAAAAAAAUUUUCCAUUGAAACCAUUAAUAUCUGUGCGCAAAUGCAAUCAUCUCAAAACCGCGUCAGAUAUUUGAACAUUUUCUCUUAAAUAUAGUUUAAGUAACGAACCUGCUAGUUUCUUUGUACUUUAAGAUUGAAAAUAAACAAACCUUUUUUGGUACGAUUUGUUUAACCAAUUGUCUGGAAUAGUGUACGGCUGGAAUAUUUCUCACAGAUGGUUGACCAAGGCCAUUUUAAUGAGGACGAAAAAGAAGUAACGAGGUGUCAACUAUAUUUUCUUUAAGAGUGACAUAGUAGACAUAUUAACGUAAAAAAGAAUGUAAUUAAAGAGGGUGAAACCGUUGAAUCAUUCGUUUUUUGAUUAAUAUUAGAAUUUAGUGCGUUGAUAGAGGGUCUAUCAAAUUAAAAAUCCGUUCCAACGCUAAGACUUCCUUCUUUGGGUAGAUGUGUGCACGCGUUCAAUUUUCACAACAGAGUUAUAGGUUUUAUUUGUGUUAAAACCUCUGACACUAUUGAUCAUUACUUCAUAAAGAGUUUUUUUUCCGCAUUUCCUGUUUUUUCAAUAUCAAUUGUUUACAUAUUCAUGCUGGGAUCAUAGUAAAGUUUAAGAACAGAAUAUCGAUCCGAGCCGUUAUUAAUAAUCUCUUCGUCGCGUACAGAUCAAUUUGUCGAAGGCUGCAUUUUUGCCUUUGCAGGGAUAAAAAAAUUCCCCUCUACAAAAAAAAUAAUCUCAGUCACCAAGGAACUCUUUGAAAGUUCUGUCAAUCGGCGAGAUGUAAGUUGGAAAGUUUGAAUUUCUUCAUUCAUUUUUCCUAUCGUGUCUUUCUAGCGUUUUUCUAUGGGAUAUUGGGAUUGAAAGUUAUCAUCAUCUACCGACAUCGUCAAACCUCUGCUGAAGCUUAUUAUUCUAAUACCGAACUUUAUUUCGGGCUUUUUAAGGUUGCUUUGAAGCAUACUUUUCUCUUCCGUUGGUAGGAUUUAACAUAGUUACUUAAUUUACGGGUGUGCCUGCUUACUGAAUGUCUAAGAUUAAUCCACUUUUAGUCUCGAAAGAGAAGAUUGUAAAGGAAUCAACAAAACCACUGACAUAUUUGUUUCUCAUAGGUAAGCAAAUCGUGCAAUAUUGAUUUAAAAUCAUUAAUUGCCCAUGGAAGGUUUCAUAAAUGCAGUUUUUUUUCUAAGGAUAUAGUUGUUUCAUGCUUAAAAUGUAGCCGGCCUGCUUCUGAUCCAAGAACGCCAUAAACCAAAGGGCGAUGUCGCGCAUUUCAAAAUUCCUGUUUUCAUACUUGAGUUUCUUUUUCAGUCUUAACCUUGUAUUGCAAUAUCCCUUGGUGCUUACAAUGCGACAUGUCGGCGAAAGUAUUUCUUUCGACGGCUGAAACAUUGUUAUGUCAGUGCCGUUAAAUUUCACUGGUGUUAGGGGUAGAAGGCGCCUCGUAUCUUUGAGGUUUUCAAAUGAACAAAUCAAGGGGAAAACCUUUAUUCGUGAAAUGUAUGAAAUGUUCUCGAACUAUUGGUUCAAAGUCCGUGGGAUAGUAUCUUUGAAUAAACACUUGUAUGCCGCGAUAAACAACAUUACUUUCAAGUGCAAAGGGAUCAUAGCGUCAAAUGGUAUAUCUCAAGCAGUUUCGCUCGAUUAUAGAUUUCGAGUAGCCAAAGAAGGUCUUUAAAACAUUGUUGAACAGUUUAGAGAUGAAUAAUCAUUUUAGAAAAAUCACUUUUUUCUCAGGAAUCCGCGUGGAUGUCUCACUUGUUAAUUCGAUCGCAUUGUCUAACUCUGGCCUAUUUACCAUAGAGGAAAUCAAGACAGUUACAUCGGUAGAGAAUUCUAAGUUGGGAAAUAAAAACCUCUUAGUCUGAGUUUCAUGACAAACGUACAUUGUACUUUACGUUCAAUGGGCUAAGAUCACUUAAAUAAACUGAGAUUCAGUCGGCCAGCCUAGUCGACGUAUGAUGUUAUAUUGGAUAGUGAAAAACAAACCUCGGCUUUCAAAAACCUAACCUCGUCCAGUCAUCUAAAACUGAUUAAUGCCAUAAUGCCCGUUUCACUGGUCUUAAUUCGCUUAGUUUGCGUCUCUUGCCUUCUCUCUCUUUUCUAGUUUCUUUAAAUCAUUUUUAACGGUUAUAAGCUUUCGCGUGGCUAGUAAUUCCCGUGAGAAUCUGUCAUAAGUUUAUCGAAAAAACGAAUCGAUCUUGCAAGGACUUGACGAGGCUCUACUAAAUGUCGCAGCUCUAUAUCAACGAGUCGAAGGGAAUCCUUAAAAAUAUUGUUGCCUAAGGAAUCAAAAGAGAGGCUUCUUUUUUCCUACUCGUUAAGUUAAAGUUUUAAUAUGGUUAAGUUAACCUUCGACAUCUAAAUACUAAUUUGUACUGAAAUAAAAUGUAAGAUCUUGCGAGAUGGUUGAGAAGAAACCGAAAACGCCCUCUUAGGAAAUCAAUUCAAGCAUCUUUUUUAGGAAAUGCCGAAUUAUGCCUGCGGCAGAUUUUGAGCGAACCAGUCACUAAGGAACCGUGACGUAACUGUCUAUAGGUACUCCCGCUCGCAUAAUAUCCGUUUAGUUGAUAACAUGUCGGAAAUCCAGCAGGUUUUUACGAAGCUGGUGUUACCAAAUUCGGAAUACCUCUGUUGUUCAUAUCAGAUGACGAACUAUCUCGGAAUGGCAUCAAUAUCCUUGUGGUAGAUUCAAGAGUCAACGCAGAUGUCAAAGAGUCUGUGUUGGCCCAUCAGGGGUUUUAAUUGUAAUAGAAAAUUCAAGACAUUUGCGUGUGCUUUCCAAAAGUAACGCCUCUGCCAAGUGCGGCAUAUCAUGUACAGAUUAAUAUCGUUACUUCCUAUGAACAACACCGAAAGGAGCUUUCCUUUUUGUGAGUGUGUGAGACUACCAUUUGCUGUAAUUAACUCAUUGACUCAAUGAACUGAAGUUCUUCCUCACCUAGUACAACUUUAACUUCUUUUCCUCCCUUUUCAGGAUGAGCGAAAUCCUUCCCCAAGUACCCUCCCCGGGUAGUGCUUUGUAUCACCGUAUUCCAAAAUGUGCUCGCUGCCGGAAUCAUGGCGCCCUGUCGUGGCUUAAAGGACACAAACAUUACUGCAGGUGGCGGGACUGUACGUGCUCCAAAUGUCUCCUCAUCGCUGAGCGCCAACGUAUAACUGCUGCCAGAGUGGCUCUUCUACGGCAACAGAGAAAGAACUCGGAGAUGUCUCAAAAACUGGGACAGAAAGAUAGCGACAAAGAUCAAGUGGCAAAGAGUUUUGGCGACGAUGUUUAUCAAAGACCAUCAAUGGUUCUUAACUCGAUACCCGCACUUCAUGGAAGAAAGAACAGUGACACAGAUUAUGAAGGUAAGGUGACGCUCUAGAGUAGGGGUCAGCGGUUAUUCGUAUGUAACAAGUACAUUCGAUAUACUUUGCAGAGUUUGGAAAGAUCUUUGGGUCAACAAAGAACAUUUUUUUUUUCAUAUCCUUAAUGAUGCAAUUUUGUUCGCAACGAGCCAAACAAAAAAUGCCUUUCGUAAACCGGUGUCUAGAAAUGUUUAAUUUUUUUUGUGUGUGUUUAGUUGAUACUAAUGACUAAAACGCUCUCCUAUUUUUUGAUAUUUCACAGACGAGGGCAUCGAUCAACAGCUUUCCCCAACAGAAUCAGAAGAAAACUUGGAUAUCCAACCUGACGAACCUUCCGAACCUGAAUCAACACUUAUCGACGGAGUCCGAAUAAAAACCGAACCCGAGACAACGACUCCGGAGGAUGAAGAAGAAGGUGGCCUAAGAGUAACAACUUGCGAAAACGGCACUGAACUUCCAUCACCAAAGAGAAAAAUUAAUGGAGAGGUGCAACACGAUGAAAUCGAUACUUUACGACUCCACUCCAAGAUACCUCGAACAUCUGAAAGCCCCAACGUGGGAAGAAAAAUUCAUCCUGAUCCACUCGGCUUGCUGAUCCGAGCCUUUCCAAGCCAGUGCCGAAGUGUCCUUGAGUUGGUCCUUCAAGGCUGCGGUGGAAACGUUGUUCAAGCCAUUGAGUGCUUGCUUCAGAAUCAGGAAAAGAAACAGCUCCCAUUGCCCAUGCCUGUGCCUGUGAUUGGAAGCGUUGGGGGUCCUCCUGCAACAAUUCAUCCCGCCCUUCACUUUCAAGCCCCCCCACUAUUCCGUAAGCCGGAGCCUUUCUCGCAUACUUUCCACAGACCUCCGAUGAGUCCUAGCUGUCCAUUCCCACCGCCACCACCCUUACUGAAGCCAAAGGCACAGGCCAGCGGUUACCCAUUCUCGAUGGAUGCCGUCCUGGGUUCGCCACCGAACAACAUGAACGCUAGCUCGAGCUCUCCAAAGACAGAAGGGAAAUCAGUGGCUGUACACUUUUGCACAAAGUGCGGACGAAAGGCGAGUUGUGAAGACAAUUUUUGUGCCUUCUGUGGGCAAAAGCUUCACAAAAUAGCAUAGUCGCAAACCAAUUUCAUAGCCUAGAUGCGUCAACAUCUUUUACGGUGCAAGUUAAGAAUUAGUGAUUGAUAAUAUUAAAAAGCUUAAAGCUUCAAAAUUGAGUGUUCAAAUACCCGGCGCAUGUUUGUAGGAAAGUUCUUCGACGAGACUCAAAAGAACCUAGGAGACUUUUAGCUUUCAGAGAUGUAAAAAAAUGUAAAAAAUUGUGUCAGUGGAAAUGAGAUAAUGCCACUGGAACUUUUUAGGGUUUAACCACAGGGAAGAUUUUUAUAAUAUAACUGCGCAAUAUUUAACGAAGAGGACAGAUGUUUUUCCGGCAAUCACAAUUAAAUGAAAAGAAAACUUCCUCUGAUGAUAAAGCUAUUUACAAUACAAGUAGUCAUUUUACCAGUAAAAUAUUCGGUAGUUUUCUUUUUUUAUGUGUUCAUCGUUCAAGACGAUGUAAAGUUGCAUGUGUAAAUAAGGAUUACAUUAUGAUUGAGGUUACAAAAAAAUGGUUUAUCUAUACGAAAAGAGUCUCGAUACUUUAUUGAAGGCCUUGUACACAAUAAAACGAUGAAAAAUAGUGAUGAUCUUCUAAUCUGAAUUCAAACUGACGUGGGUUAGCACGAAAUACAACCCAAGAAAGCUAAGAAACUUAUCCGGCAACAGUUUGCUUGUUUUGACUGUUUGCUGCUCGGAAAUAAUUUUCUUUGGUAUCAAAAAUUAUCUUUCAUCGUUAGUAUUACUUUAGUGACUAUCAUUAUCAUCAGAAACGUUAUAAUUACUUUGUUUUCAAAAGCUUAUAUUUCUAAUCCCGUUUCAUCAAGGACCAUAAGAUUACUAUGAGUUUUUUCUUUUCUUAACGCUCGGUCGCUUGAUCUGAAAGUUGCAAAAACUUAACAUGAUUUUUGUUUUCAACAUUUCACGUUGUGAUACUUUUCUAUCCUUGUCUGACUUUUCAUGACAUGUUUUCAUCUAAGAUCAUCUUAGAUGAAAACAUGUCAUGAAAAAAAACAGUGUGUCUUUAUUGACAAAAAAAGAAAUCUCAAAAGUAAAGGCCUAAGAGUUCAAAUAUCUAGACUUGACAUUUUGUCAGCCUAAAUAUAAGGGUUUUAUUCUAUCAGCUAUAUCAUUCAGAAGAUAUGUAAAAUUCGCGUCCCAUAAUAAAAUAAGCAGCUCAGAAAAAGUGAAUUAAGAGUUUAUUUACUUUUAUAUCUACUAUCACAACUCUGAAUCAAUAGUCUCUUUAAAGGGGUCAAAAACAUUGUCAAUAACUUCAUGGGCGUGUGUUGGGUAAUAAAUAGUAUAUAGCCAAGGAAAAGAUUGAGUAGAGUAAGGUUUUUAAUGGCAAAUAUCUUAUACGAUAAAUAAAAGUAGAGAAUCAUACUAAGAGACGCAUACGUUCUCUGUGAAUUUUUGUCAAAAUGCAUGAGCAG
Molecule: messenger RNA, 25007 nt
Organism: Pocillopora meandrina
Lineage: Eukaryota; Metazoa; Cnidaria; Anthozoa; Scleractinia; Pocilloporidae
Source: the annotation of a GenBank genome assembly